AUGUGGCUGUUAUUGUUUCUCAGCUUUUUGCAUAUAAGCAAGAAUGCAUUUUCUCGUGAACUUAAUAGAGCUAGAGCUCUGAAUGUAGAAGAUGAAAAAGCUGUCCACCGCUUCACCUCCUUCCAGUCCGCUGCUCUUCUUUUCCUCUUUCUUCUCGUCUCUAUCGCUCUUCUUCACUCUGAAACUACUACUAUUCUUCCUCUCCUUCCUGAUCUCUUCUCCGCUUUCGGUUCUGCUCUCUUCUUCUUGCAAUACUCCGUCUCUUUCUCUACGGCUUCCGUUCAUAUCUCCGACCUCCAAGCCAAAUGCGACUCUGUUUGCUUUCCUCUGCUUGAUUCUCGCCUUCCAGCCAGGUUGUUUAUAGCUGAUGUUGGAUUGGCUGCCGCCAUUUGCUUGCAGGGUCUUUGGGUCUUCUGGACUGGGCUUUCCCUUUAUGUUGAAGCGUUUAUUCCUGAGGAUUGUCGUUGCUUAAUGCGGCGUGAUCCGGAAGAGUCUAGGCUGAGCGCUGUGGCUAUUUCGGACCUGGUUUUUGUGUUCAUGAUUAGGAUCAGGGGAUUGGCUUCAUACGAGGCUUUGCGUACUAUUGCUUCUGAUUCUAAUCACAUUCAGAUGAAGGCUUUGACUGGUAUGCUAGAAACGUUUGAUGGCUUGCCGUUAGAUGUAGGCUUAUCCAUGUAG
Hevea brasiliensis (rubber tree) is the source of this 678-nucleotide messenger RNA. RefSeq lists its product as uncharacterized. Bases 1 to 678 code for a protein of 225 amino acids. NCBI's taxonomy places the organism in Eukaryota, Viridiplantae, Streptophyta, Magnoliopsida, Malpighiales, Euphorbiaceae. The record is from RefSeq and is a predicted model, not a curated record. The transcript has 4 exons.